Messenger RNA from Trametes versicolor FP-101664 SS1, 508 nucleotides. RefSeq lists its product as uncharacterized. The record is from RefSeq and is a predicted model, not a curated record. Bases 182 to 418 code for a protein of 78 amino acids. Lineage: Eukaryota; Fungi; Basidiomycota; Agaricomycetes; Polyporales; Polyporaceae. The transcript is spliced from 2 exons.
CGAGCACGUAUCAUCCAGGCGCCCGCGACAUCCUGCUCUCAUCUAUCGUUGCUGUUCUACUCGGCCGGGUUUCCACACCACCUGUCAUUGCAGGCUUCUCCGUACAACACCCAUAAACUCAAUCAGGCCGUCUGAGCCCAUACCAGGAUGGCGCAAGGAGCAGAGCGUCCUGGCUCGUCAGAUGGCAAGCGUUAACGUCGUGCAUGGUUUGAUCGACGCGUACGGACGAAGCUAUGCAGCAGCCAUACUUGCGCACAGUCACGGUGUAAUCGUACCCGUGAUAGCACAGGGGUGUCUAUCUGUCAUAUGUGAAGGAAGUUGUUCUGCCACAACCUUCGCGACUCAAGAAGCUUUUGGGUGGCCCGAUUCGAUUGAGCCUGAUAUUUCAAAGAUAUCUCAAAUUCAUGACACAUGUUGACUGUAUAUAGUUAUCAGGAGGUGCCUCAGAGGACGGUCUCUCCCCCGUAUAGCACUACAAACCCUUCCAGAACCUGUCCUGGCAUGUCUA